Messenger RNA from Drosophila ananassae, 452 nucleotides. RefSeq names its product protein new-glue 3. The record is from RefSeq and is a predicted model, not a curated record. Bases 49 to 414 code for a protein of 121 amino acids. Lineage: Eukaryota; Metazoa; Arthropoda; Insecta; Diptera; Drosophilidae. The transcript has a single exon.
CCAACUCCCCAAGAGACCCAGCAUCAGAGCACCAGCAACGAGAACGACAUGAGGGUAGGACAACUAACUCUGGGACUCCUGGCGAUGUGCCUGUGCCUUUGGCUAACCAAUGCGGCAACAACGUCCUCUUCAACAUCCUCCACAUCAACAACAUCGACUACAACAACCAGUACUACGACAACAACAACUACAGAUGCUACCACCACCACCUCCAGUUCCUCGAAAAAGCACAAAAAACAUUUCACCAUCAAAAAUGUGCGUUACUCGAAUACUCGAAGAAUAAGAGUGUACAAAAAUGGGAGCUCUAGUUCCACUUCGACCAAGUCAAGGUCCAGAUUGAGGAAUCGAUCCGGCAGGAGAGUAGUCCUGGUGCGUAAUCGUAAUUAUCGUAAUCUGAGACGUCGCCAAGGAUAAUCCUGGAAUAAUAAUCUGUAUAUUGAAGCAAUAAACGC